CGGCUUCUGCAGAGGCGGCGAGCGGGGAGGCGGGCGGGCGAAAGGGGAGGAGGAGUGCUCGGUCCCUGGGAAUGGAAGGAAGCGGGGUGCCCGGAGCUCGGCCCGGCACCGGGCAGUGGCGAGACCAGAGGCUGACCACCCCGCCUUAGACGCUAGCACUAGGCAAGGGGCAGCCGGGGUAGGAUUGCACCGAGACGUAGGUCAAGUUUGUGUUCAUUUGCACACCGACCUCCAUUUACCGCGUCCCUCGCCUCCCGUCCAACCAGCUCUAUCUAAAUCGUCAUCAUCCAUUAGGUGGACAGUUGACGUUUCCCAAAUCUUUUCUAAAACCUGAGAACAAAUAGUUUUAGAAAAUCUUGCUACUUGCAGUCAUCCGUUAAGUGCAAUCUAAAAUAGAAACUUGUCCUGAAGUUUCUUAGUUCCCUCUCGGCCCUUGCAUCCCCACCCAACCAGGGAGCUGUGUUAAGCUCUCGGUAUAAAAGUCCUGGAGCCAUCACUCAUUUAUUUCUCCUCUGAAAGAGAGGAGCUGUGGUCUCUUCCUGAAGAGGCGCUGGCCUUCCUCUCUCUGCUGUAAGGGAAAGACAGUAGUGAGGGGUUAAGACUGACGUCAUUUCACCUACCUGCGUGUCAUGUUUCCUGUCUUACAAAGCAGGUUUGUUGCUGAACCCAUGAUGGUUGGCCUGGGUUAAAGCAUCUAGAGACCCUAGGAUUGCUUCAGGUCAGCAGUCCCCACUGGAGAAAAAAAUAUUGGCUCCCAGAGGUGGGCACGAGCCGGUGGUGAGACGCAGGGGAAAGGGGCAGGCGCCUUCCCAGCCCCAGCCUGGCAUUCCUGGACAGUGGCAGCCGCCCCCAGGGGGCCAGGUCCCUGAGCUCUGAAGCCGAGGCUGUGGGAUCCGAAGGAAGGCCCUUGAGCCGAUGGUCUGUCACAGGAAGCCAAGCCGACCAGGGCCUUGCGGGCCGCUCCCUCGGGCUCUGCCACCUCAGGGCGGUAGGUAGCCCCGAGGGCAAGUCCGGGAGUGGAUAAAGCUGGGAAGAGGUACCAUGGAAGUGCAGAAGCUGUUCCCCGGCACCGGCCCCGGCCCCACGCCCGACCAGGAGGCCCCGCGGACAGCGGUGAAGAGGGAAUGCUGGUGGCAGGCCUGGGCGGAGAAGCCAGUCACCUUGGAGGACGUGGCCGUGCGCUUCACCCCGGAGGAGUGGGCGUGUCUGGACGCCCGUCAGAGGGCCCUCUACCAGAACGUCAUGUCCGAGACCUUCAAAACCCUGGUGUCUGUGGCUAGAACCGCUCUGACUAAUCCGGAUCGGGUCGCGGAGCUGGAACAAGAAGUGAAGCGGUGGAGAGCAGCCCUCCUCCCGCCGCGGGGGGGAGGCCGCCCUGCAGGAGGCGAGGAGCAGCCCCUGGGCGGGCCCCCAGCGCUCCCGGCACCCGCACCCGCGGCUGGGCCCCCCUUCCCCUGCCCCGUCUGCGGCAGGUGCUUCAGUCAGCGCUCCAACCUCCGUUACCACCAGUUCGUCCACAAUCUGAAGGGGACGCACAGCUGCGGCCAGUGCGGGAAGUCCUUCCGGAGCCCCAAGGCCCUCAGCUGCCACCGGCGCACCCACCUCGGGGAGCGGCCCUUCCGCUGCUCCCUCUGCGACAAGACCUACUGCGACGCCUCGGGCCUGAGCCGCCACCGCCGCGUGCACCUGGGCUACCGGCCCCACUCCUGCCCCUGCUGUGGCAAGUGCUUCCGGGACCGGUCUGAGCUCAAGCGCCACCAGCGGACACACCUGGCCCCGGGGCCGGCGGCGGGGAGCCCCGUGCCAGCGGCCGGGGUCCAAGGAGCCACGCGGAGAGCCGAGGGCCCCGCCGCCGCCGCCGCCGGGCCGCGGCCGCCCGCAGGCAGGACCCCGGUGCUCGUGGUGAGAGCUCAGGCCCCCGUGGCCACAGCCCCAGCGCCGGGGCCCCACGGCCCGAGCGCCCGGCCCCAGGCUGCCCGGCCGAAGCCUCCGGGGCGCAGGGGCUCCCCCUGCCCGCGCUGCCCCCUGACCCUCGGGGCCAAGGCUUCGCUGUCCAGGCACCAGGAGGCCCACCGCGCGGAGCAGUCGCGCCGCUGCUUCUGCUGCGGCCAGGCCUUCGGCUCGCCCUCGGCGCUGCGCCGGCACCAGCGCGCCCGCUGGGAGCAGGUCUACCGCUGCCCCGUCUGCGACCUCUGCUUCGGGGAGCGGGAGGCCCUCGUGGGGCACUGGGGCAGCUACCAGGGCGAGGGGCUGUGCCGGGCGGCCCUGGGCCAGUGGCUGGGCCUCUCGCCGCGCCCGCCCGGUGGCAGGGAAGGCAGCGGGUCUCCGAGGAGCCGGGCCCCCAGGAGGUGGCCCGGGAGGAAGGGAGGAGGGACGCGGAGGAAAAGCAGCAGACGGGGCGGCGAGGGCCUGGAACAAGAGUAAAGGCCUUUCCGAUCCAGACGUCGUCUGUUCGUCUGUUCGGUUUUCCUGGGGACGGACUGGGGCGGAGGCUGGGGCGGGAGGAAGAGGCACAGGGCGUGGCCUGGGAACUUGGCGUUAUUC
This is a messenger RNA of Myotis daubentonii (Daubenton's bat), 2544 nucleotides long. RefSeq names its product ZFP57 zinc finger protein (gene ZFP57). NCBI's taxonomy places the organism in Eukaryota, Metazoa, Chordata, Mammalia, Chiroptera, Vespertilionidae. Gene Ontology annotation, biological process: regulation of transcription by RNA polymerase II. The record is from RefSeq and is a predicted model, not a curated record. Gene Ontology annotation, cellular component: nucleus. Gene Ontology annotation, molecular function: RNA polymerase II transcription regulatory region sequence-specific DNA binding; DNA-binding transcription factor activity, RNA polymerase II-specific.